This is a messenger RNA of Asterias rubens (European starfish), 8555 nucleotides long. Its product is annotated as disks large-associated protein 4-like. The transcript has 7 exons. Gene Ontology annotation, biological process: signaling. The record is from RefSeq and is a predicted model, not a curated record. Bases 171 to 3110 code for a protein of 979 amino acids. Gene Ontology annotation, molecular function: molecular adaptor activity. NCBI's taxonomy places the organism in Eukaryota, Metazoa, Echinodermata, Asteroidea, Forcipulatida, Asteriidae. Gene Ontology annotation, cellular component: glutamatergic synapse; postsynaptic specialization.
AUCAAAUCUGCGCGGUCUUUUAUGCGCAAUCGUCUGGGAGAAUCGCGAUCGUGUUGGAGCUCUCAAGGUAAAACUACUGCCCACGAUCAUCAGUUUGAAGAAUACCAUGCAAGAAGGACUGCGAAGGGUACCAGUUAGCAGUGAAAGCCACGGCGAGAGCAGAUGAUAACAUGUCUAUAUCAUCUAAGAGAAGCAGCGCAUCCACAGGAGCACCAAUAUCAGAAGAGAGAAACGGAAAAGCCAAAUCAUCAUCCUCAGCCUCCUCAUUGAGAAAGAGCAUCAGUAGCAGUCUUACAAAUAGUAAUGUAGAGAACACCCCGUCUCCUUAUGCACCACAAAGAGAACGAUCUGCAUCGGUAGAUCAAAAGAAGAAACAAGCCACAGCAUCUAGAGCAUCAACAACUAAAAGUAAAAGUAGAACUGAAGCCUUACUGUCCCGGAAGGUGACAGGAUCGGCAACCUCAGUUAGAACUCAAGCAUCUAUUUCGACGAGACCACCUACGGGAAAGGCACCACGACGAUCUACCUCAGCGGAUAAAGUGCAAGCAGGGUCUGAAAAUGGCUGUAUUUCAGGGCAGUCUCAUCCUCAAGAUCAGGCAAGCUAUCGAACAAGUGGCACUCGCCCCCAACGAGAAGUCAGCUCUGCAAGUUCUAGCUCCAGCUCUGAAGGAGAUGAGAGAGGAGUAAAAGGAUCUGUAUCGCCUCAGAAAUCUCGCACCAGGAGAUCUGUUACAAUGGAGGAGAACGGAGUAACCAGUGCAUCAGGAAGCCCACAGGGUAGGAGCAGUGUAUAUUCAAAAUCAAAGACUCCGCCGAGUGUACGAAGGAAAUCUUCCCCACCCUCCAGUGAAAACAACUCAAGAUUCCAACGUCACUCAUCUCUCAGAUCUUCCCAGAAUGGUAGGCCGCAACAAUCCACGAAAAAAUCAGCCACAAGGACUCUAUCCAGUUCAUCCUUGGACAAUGGAUCAUCGACACAAACAUCCGUGUCAUCAGAAAGUGAAAGUGCACCCUCUAGAAAACUGAGAAAUGGAACUGCAGCUAAAAGCAGUAGUGAAGAUUCCAUUAGUGACUCUGAGCGGAAAUCUAAAAGUGCACUUUCAAGGACGCCUUCCACAAAGAGAAAAGUUUGCAUGGAGAUAGUCAUGGAGAAGAAAAUAAUCAGUAAAUCAAAUGCCACUCCUACAGCUGGGAAAACAGAGUCUGUUAUGGGUAAGUCUCCCUCAAAACAAAGUUUGUCUUCCCCUACGGAUGAGAACUCAAACUCUACAAGGACCAGCCCAACUAAAUUGAAAAGUGCAAGCACUGUGCGUCCUAGUGUUCUUGGAUCUCAUACUGGUGCUAGGAUGAAAGUACGUACUGCCACCACAAGCAGUGAUAGAAAAUCCAAUGGUGCUUACAAUGUUGACAAGUCGCGCAUCGUGAGUGCGCCAACUUUCAAAAGGACAGACCAAAGCUUGCCUAGUAUAUCACCUUCCGGUCCGAUGCGUGCUAAAUCAGGAUCGGCAAGGACCGGUGAUAUGAAACAGAACCUUAAGAGUCCAGACCGGAGUAGAGUUGCCACAAAGACUUCAUUCCCAAACCGCUCUAGGGCAAGAGCUCGUAGUAUGGAGCCAGUGGCUAGGAAUGUAACUGGCUCUACAAUGACAACCAUUGACGCUGCGAGCCAUACUCCGCAGGCCCCCGAGGGCAGUGUUGUUACCACGCACAUCAUCCAUGCGCGUAGAAGUCAAAGCCAGGAACGGCGAUCCAAUAAGGACAGCUUUGUUGCAUCUCGACGCCAAGCCUGGGAAGAAAAGGCCUCCCACUCGCCAGCCGAGGCGAAGAAAGCAUCAGCGACGUCUCCAGAGAAGAGGUUCCAGAGAGGAGGUGUCGGUAGAAGGUCUUUAAUUGAUGAGAGGAAAGCCAUGCUCUUUGGUGGGUUCACGGCUGGUGGGAUGAGAGGUCAAGUCAGCGGGAAGAAACCUGCCAUACCAGCGAAGCCAGAGAACCUCGCCUCCAAACCACCUUUGAACAUAGACCAGAAGGGUCAGAUUGAAUUAUACAUCAAUGAGGAGUUACCGACACCUGCUGCUGUGGUAGCACCUGUCCACACAUCUGGGGAUACUUGUAAACCAGCCGUUCUGCAGGAGAAUGUACUGAAGAUUCAACCAAAUGCCAUUAAUUUGAUGCCCAAGCUACAACCGUCAACAGAUGAAGUUGAUUCGACAAGGAGAUACUCUCCUAGCAAGGAGAAUGAAAUCAUCAGCACUUCUAAUGACAAGAUGUACUCCAUGGGGAACGAUGAAUACGGUGAUGCUUUGGAGAAGUGGUCCAUGCUGAAAGAGAACCAGUCUGUCGGGGAACCAGGCAAGAAGAGAGAGGAGAACAAAAUUGAUAACAAGCAAGCAGAGAGUCGUCGUCAAGCGUUAGUCAACAGGGAGCGCGAGACGUCCAACCACAAAAAACAAACCAGCGAGCCUAAAGUGAUACAAGUCUGCCCUGCAGAGGUAAAAGAUGGUCAUUAUUAUUUACGCAUCGUGAACGAAGAACAAUCUCGUCUGGAGACAUUGAGUAUGGCAGCAAAUAAAGAUAUGGAGAAGGAACUAUCAGAAGAAGUGUGUGGAAAGCUGAGGGCUACAAUCGGCAAGGCGUAUCUUCUGACCCAUAAGAAGUUUAAACAGUUUAGAGGACUUUGUGAACAGAAUGUCAAUCCAUCCGAAGCAGAUGUCCUCUCCGUUACCGAUCUAGACUUGGCCGGUUUCUGGGACAUGGUCUUGAUUCAAGUCGACGAUGUGAAUAGCAUGUUCAAAGAGAUCGAAGGAUUCAGACAGAACGGCUGGCGGACACCGAAACAGUCUCCUCAAAAACUCAAGGCAUGCGGUAAGAAGCCCUCCGUCACCUCCCCUCCUCCAUCACCAGGAAUCUACAAGACAACAUCUAAUCCCCUGGCCCAGGUUAACGCUGACCCAAAAGCCAAGGCAGAGAGGGAGAAGAAAGCAGCUAAGGCACGUCAGACGAGAGACGACGCCCGUAAACGUCUCAUUGCCGCCAAGAGAGCAGCGGCAAGAAAAAGAGUCAAAUCAGAGGAUGGUGAGCCUCCAGUAGAGAUAUUUGUACCGGAUAAGUAAAUGACUUCCAUCAGUUCAUCCCGCCUCAAGCAAAUAGACGGUAUUGUUAGGUACCAACAUGUGACAUGGGGAAAUGCUAACCUGCUAAGCACUGGAAAUUCGACUUCCAGCCCUUGCACUUAAUGUUUUUGUAAAAUAGCCCACAGGGGCUAACGGUGGGGUGUCGUGGUCUAAGGCGGUGAACUCAAUUUCUUUAAUUUACAGAAUGUGGGUUCGAAUCCUGGCCUGGUCAGUCGCAACACUUCUGUCCUUGAGCAAGGCGCUUUAUCACAAUUGUUACAUCUAAAGAUGUGCUGUCAGUAUUACUCUAGUUAUUUGUAUUGUGACACCACACUUUGCUUAGCAAUUGAAAUUGAUAGACAGCUUUAAUCGAUCAUCUUAGCUCUUGUGAAAUCAGCUCCAGGACUAGUGACUUAAGUGCUUGGAAGUCUACAUUACAGUUGGUUCAAUUAAUACAAAUAAACAUAAUUGUUUAUUUAUUGAUAAGAUAGAUGCUUAUUAUACAUUUUAAAGAACAAUUGAGAGGUGAUUAACUUAGUUGCAUACAUAGAUAAGGUGAGUGAGCAGUUGUUUGCAACUGGGGUGAGACUAAAUGGAACAAACAAUGUAAAUAUAGUAUUAGUAUUAUUUUUUAAGAUGCCGUAGUAAUGGUAAAGUUACCAAUAACUUGGGUAGGUUUUUACUGCAAUGCUUGUUUUGGGGCGUUUCAUUGUUUUGCUUUUCUCUUUCAUGAUGGACAUUUAUUUGGAGAAGUUAAGGAAGCGGUUGUUUGGAUUUUACUAAAUUGUUUUGGUCCAUAAUUUAUAACAAUUCUGUCGAAGCUUGCCACGUUUUAAGUUUUAUAUUUGGAUUCAAAUGAUUCAUUGGUUGAAAGUGUUAUUAUUAUCAGUUUCAAUUCGUCAGCGUUAUUAUUAGACAAUCCUUGUUCGUUGAAGACAGUGGCUUAAGUUGUUUGAUUUGAGAUUCUCUUUUUAUUUUAAAGUAAUUUCACUUUCAUCAAGUAUUUUUGAUGCCUCGACCAAUUUACUCUACACUUCAUCUUUUAAGAGAUAGUACUUCGAAAGGUUAAAUUUGACGUCUCUACACUUUGAUGUGUUUAACAGGACUGUCUAGCUCUGUCAAAGUCUGUUAUGUUGUCAUUUUGUUUGUUUGUUUAUUUGUUUAUUUUUGCUUAUUUUUAUUUAUUUUUUGUGGCUGUGUUUGUUUGUGUGUUGGGCUGUUUGUUUGUUUGUUUAAUUACUGACUCUCUUUUUACUUCUGGUUUUCUUUUGAGAAAACAACUCUCAUUUUGUCGGGUUUUUAUGUGGUUGAAUAUUUACUCCACACUUUUGUUUCAUCUGAUUUCUCAUCGAGUAUCUCUGUGUUUAUUUCUAUUCCCAGGUAUAUUUAUUAAUAGUAAUAUUUAACUGCAUUAAUAAUUUAUAUAUGUUUUUUGAAGUGCCUUAGUUUUACUGGAAUAGCAAAUGAGAGACGUUUCAUUUAGAAACUUUCCAUAUUUCUUUUUUUGGGGACGAUUGUGUACUAUUAUUAGUAACUUAAACUGAUACAUUCAUCAGUUCACCACCAAAUGGUCGUUAUACAAUUUCUAAUGAACUUCAUAAAAGUAGGCUGACAUACUUUGGAGCCCCUAGAAAGUUGAGGUUAUUUGUGUGUGAUUCACACAGUGUUUGUUUGCCAGAAAGAAACAUGAAUUUUUUUUGGAAGGCAUUGAUUCAUUUUGAUGGCUCUGCUUAUUGCCAAGUUCUGCGCUUCAAUCACCAUUCACUGCUUACUGUGCAAGCGCCGAGCUUCUGCGCUAGCUGUGUAAGUGAAGAAGAAUGCCUUGUAGCGUGGUUAAGCAGUGUCCUUGCUAACCCGUCAAAUACACUUGACCUGCGCCGAUUCUUUGCUUACGCUAAGCACAGCCAUGAAAUUGGGCCAUGAUAUCCAGCCACUUUAGAUAGAAGGUCUCUUUAAACAUCAGGUCUGGAAUUUCAUCUUUGAGAGGGCAAGGCCAUUUUCAGACAUCUAUGCUAGACCGCUGUUGUGUUCCUUGGCCUCAAACUCAAGGGGGGCAGCUUUUAGUUCUUUCAGGAUUGUACUUUUAUUAAUCGGGGGGAAGAACAUAAAAACAUGCAGCAGUGGUAGCUUUACCUUUCUCAACAAUGCAUACAAUGUAACUUGCUAGUCAUGUGAAUGUGCAAUGAAAUAUAUUGAGAUCACAGUAAUAAGUCAGAAGCGCUCAAGAACAACCUCUUAAGAGACGAGUUGUUCAUCCUGUAAUUGAGGAUGAGUAUUACGUUCAAAUCGUACAUCAUUUUGUGUCAUGUGUGUGUGUUUGUAGCCAUUCGUUGAUCUUGUACAGUGUAUCAAACUAAGAGAGUCUGUAAAUGUUUAACAACGUAGCCGUAUGUGAAUGACAUACAUUGUAUAUUGGUUAUUUUUCUACGGCUGGUGUUAGCUAAUUAAUGGAUAAAGGGAAGAAGGGGGAGGGGGCAGGGGGAGGCAAGUUGAGACUAGACAGUAUGGUUCAGGUAACCUUGUGUAUGUAUGUGAAGGAUUACUGUUUGAGCAGAAAUGAGCAAGAUACCAUUCACAAUUCUACAUGUGACGAAGCCGUUUGGCUGGUAACCUUAUUCCGGUAAGCAUACUUUGUUGUGCUUAGCUUCAUUUUGUGCUUUUAAAGCAGCUGUCUGAAACUGCUAACCUUUGAAAAACGCUUGAGGUAAGCGAUAAAUUCCCUGCUUCAAUAAGCGCUGAUUCUUUGCUUACUGUAUUAAGCAGAGACAUGAAAGUGGAAACAGAUCAUCUUAUUCCUUAUUGGAACAGACAUGCUGUCUUGAAGAAAGUCACCAUUUGUGAAAUAUGUUUGGAAAAUUCCUUCCGAAAGGUUGAACAUGAGAUAAAUUAUUCUGAGAAGUUUGACUUUCAAAUGGAAUCAGUUUUUUAUGAGACAUAAUUUUGAAUAAUAUUUAAAGUUAAAGACAAUAUUUGUGUCACUUACCAACUUUCAUGGUGUGGGAGGGGUUCCAAAAAUAAUAUAUAAUUAAUAACACAAUUUUUUUGUAAGCAUAAAUAUUUGUGUUUCACAUACUUCUUGAUAGUCAAGGACUAUGAAUUCACCUAAAAUCAAAUGUGUACUAUGAACAAAAUGUAUACUCUGUAUUAUUACUAGUUAUCAACCAGUACAGUGUAUAUCUUUAUUCCUUGCCAAUGUUUAUUUUUAAGUCAGAAAUGAGAAUAUUUUUCUCAAUAGUCGUGGCAGCAUAUGUACAAACUUGUGACUUUUUGAGUUGUAAUUUAAAUGCACUGUACAUUCAAAAAGUCCACCUAAUCUGAAUUAGUUAAUUUGAUGGUACAAAACACGCUAAACCAUAAUACUAUUGCACAGCACAGCCACAUUCAUGUAAUGUACAGUUGAUAAAGGGAAUUAUUUUUAAAGCUAUUUUCUUGCAUUCUGUACCAGUAGUUGUGUAUGUACACAUUGUUAUCGGCUUACUGUAUAUUUGAAACUGACGUGUAAAUGUAUGUAUAAUACAAUAUGUUAAUUUCACUCCAAGUGAGUGACUGAUUACAGCAAUUCUUUCUUCUACACUAACUUUUUGUCUCCACACUGAAAUUAUUUAUGUAUUUUGUUUUGUUAUGUUCUUCUAGUACUUUUAGAUUCAUAAUGCGUUGGGUAUUUCAUUCUCUCAUAAUGUUCAGGUUGAGAUAAGUAUGUGUAAUAUUUGGACCAAUUUAAUGUGUUUUUCCCCCGCUUUUUAUAAAUGAUGUAAUACUUACAUAGCUACUGUGUAAUCAGUAUUGUACUGUCCAAUCCACAGGUACAUGUACCUCUGGAGGAUUCGAACCAAAAAACCUUACUUUUAGAGUUGUGUCUUAACAGCAAAAUUUGCCCACAGUUUACAGUGCUAUAUAAAUAUACAGCAGGGAGUUUGGAGGAAAAAACUAGGUACAUUUAAUUCUCAUAUAUCUCAACUUGUUUGUUCUAUUGCUACAUUUUAUCUUUGAAGUUCAUGUAACUGUCCUGGACAAAAUAUGGUUUUUUUUUUCCUGAUAAAGUACAAACGUAUUUGAGGAGACUUUAUAAAAAGGAGAGUUACUUGCUGCAAUCUAUUAUAUAUUUUGAGAGAUGUAAUUAUAAUUAAGUUAAUGCAAUUAUAGCUCGGGCGUUAUCAUUAAAUGCUUGUAGCUUUUAUAAUUGAUCUUGUAGAUAAUGUAGUUUGCAAAAAUCCAUGUAGGAAAUUAGAACAUUCAUCAGUUGCAUUAGAGAAGACGCCUUCUUUAGAGAAUUUGGAUGUACACGUCUCCUUUGCUAUACUAUUGGCACUACUGUUUGGUAUCCUGUGUGGUUAAAUGACCAAUACAGCAACAUUUUUAAAGGAGGCAGACUAUUUUAAUGAGCGUCUUGGUUGUAUACAAUGUCCAUGUGGGGCGGAGGUUAUCCCUCAAUGUUUACAUACUUAACAAACUAUUUUUCUCUUGUACAUAAGUAGCCCUCUUUAAAUCUCCUGUAAUGGAUUCCUGGGAUUCCAAACACACAGUGAAGACACAACAAGGGGGCAGGGGUUUGUACAGCGUGCCCCAUAGUGAGCACCAAAUGUAUGAUUGGGUGGGAAAACACCUGUAGUCUUAUGUGCUAAAGAAAAUAAGCAGGUGCAUCUGCACAACUAUUUAACAAUUACCAGAAGUUUCAAGGUUCAGAUGGAGUGGUGAAGUAGCAAAGUUUGAGGAGACUAAUAAUGAUAUCCUGUAAGGCAUGCAAGUCUUUGGACUAUAACAGAUUUCUGCAGUAAGCAGCAAUAUGAAAUUUGGCCCAGGUCCCAUUUCAGUGCUUACAAGUUUUCUGCUAAGCAAAUGUAAGAAGGAUAUCAGUCACAGGUUAUGUGAGAUGCUAUUUUGGCUGGUAACCUUUUUCUAGUAAGUAUAACUUUGGUGUGCUUGUUUUGAUGUGAUGUGCUCUAUGAAAUUGGGCCCAUCUUAGUGAAAUGUUAUGGUUUGUUCCUAGUAGAUAUCUUGGGUCGAGUCGAAAAUAUACAUCAAAGGUAAAACUGUUUGAAAUAGAGUUGACUUUAACCAGUAGUUGUUACUGCGCAAGAUUUUAAACUGUAAGAUGAUUCCCAAGGAGCAAUUGAACAUUCCUUAAAGGCAUUUAUACAAGUAUCUUAAAAUGUUCAUGACUUUAAAGUGGCAGUCGGCUGUCCUCCAAAUUCAGCAUUUUCGGUUUCAGUGUUGUAUUUAUGUUGUACAUUUUUUACAGCUAGGUGUCCUUUAAAUAAUUGGCUGGCCAUUUAGAAGUAGAAUAUCGACUUGGCUUUAGGAUAUUUCAGGGAAAGAAUUAAACUAAUUUGAAAGAGCAGUUUCUGGACAUGAUAUUUGCAUGUUUUUUUUCCUGAAGAAUAUAUCAAAGGAGCACAUUAUUUAGUGGCAUGGUAAACAUUUAAAUAAAAUAUUUAACAAAAAUAA